This is a messenger RNA of Botrytis deweyae, 2580 nucleotides long. RefSeq lists its product as uncharacterized. The transcript is spliced from 4 exons. NCBI's taxonomy places the organism in Eukaryota, Fungi, Ascomycota, Leotiomycetes, Helotiales, Sclerotiniaceae. The record is from RefSeq and is a predicted model, not a curated record. Bases 1 to 2580 code for a protein of 859 amino acids.
AUGGCUUCUCUUACCCUUAACAUUUUAAGAGAGCCUCAGAAUCAAAUCUUCACCACAGUUGUGGUUUUAUUCAUCUUCAUUGCUGUCAUUUUCAUUUCAAGAAAUGCUUCUCUUUACCCCAAGAACUCGGCACAAGAUGAAGAAAAUCCUAGUGCUUUAAAAUCCUUCUUGAGAUUUUUCUAUGCGUCGUUUCUCAAACCGCAUAAUGGAGAUGGUACCGAAAAUGGCCAGCAAGAUGCACUGGAAAGUUUCUACAAAGCACAGGCGGGAGUGUAUGAUGCGACAAGGAAGAGGUUGUUGAGGGGGAGAAAAGAUAUGCUGGCGUUGGUGGCGGCACAACUGGUCAAUAAGGCGAGUAGGGAACGUACUCAUGAUACGAAACGCAUUUGGGUCGAUAUUGGCGGUGGCACUGGAUGGAAUAUCGAGGCGAUGUCUGAAUAUGUCUCGGUUCCAGAGUUCUUCUCUAGCGUUUAUCUUGUUGAUUUUUCUCCCAGUCUAUGUGAAGUUGCACGAAAGAGAUUCAAGCGACUUGGCUGGAAAAAUGUCAAGGUUGUGUGUCAGGAUGCUCGCACAUUUCGUCUAGAAGAUCACGAAGAUAUCGAUCUUGAAGAUGCCAGUUUCUCGCGGUCGCCUACUUCGAAUUAUUUCUCGAAUUCGAAUGCUGUUGGUGGUGCGGAUCUCAUUACUUUGUCCUACAGCUUAUCUAUGAUUCCUGACUUUUAUUCUGUCAUCGAUUCUCUUGCCAACUUACUCGCUCCCUCGGGGAUGGUCGGUGUUGUAGAUUUCUACGUCCAAUCGAUCGUGGAUCUUAGCUGUAGAAACUACACUGGCGGCGUGAUAAAUCGACAUGUGAACUGGUUAGGGAGACUUUUCUGGCGAGCAUGGUUCGAUGUCGAUCGUGUGAAUCUAGAGGCUGGUCGUAGAGAUUACCUCGAAUAUCGAUUUGGAACUGUUCUCAGCGCAGAUUCAAGAAAUAACUUGUUAGGCUUUAUUCCAUACUACAUAUGGCUUGGUUGUCAGAAGAAACCUGCAUCCUCAAUCGCAGCUCCAAAUUACCCGCAUGAAAUGGUUGAACGUCUCGACGCCGCCGUAACAGAAUCUCCGUACCUGUCUCCUAUCAACCAUACGAAAACGCUAUCCCGCACUGCGGAUGGAUCAACACUACCAGAGAUUCGAUCCAAAGCGUUCGAAGCAGCCAUCGUUAAUCUCUCAGCAAAUCUGCCACUCCCUUCUUUCUUCUACCAGAAUCAUCACUGGCGAAUCCACUACGAUGAUCAGCUCAAAAAACACACCCAAUUUGGACAAGAAUAUAUCUACGCCUUUACUUGGGAAGAUACCCGAGUGGACGAACGUCUCCUCAACAUCACUCGCGACGAUGUUAUCUUAGCAAUAACAAGCGCAGGUGACAAUAUCCUCUCCUACGCCCUCAAAUCUCCUCGUCGUAUCCACGCUAUUGAUUUAAACCCCAACCAAAACCACCUUCUUGAAUUGAAAGUCGCCUCCUUCGCCGCCCUCCCGUACUCCGAUUUCUGGAAACUGUUCGGUCUUGGGAAACAUCCCCAAUUUCGAGAACUACUUCUUACACGUCUCUCGCCUCACAUGUCUUCCAGGGCUUUCCAAUAUUGGCUAACCCAUGCCAACGUGUUUACCACCAGCUCUCGCGGUCUCUAUGAAACCGGUGGCUCUCGCCAUGCCAUCCGCAUUGUCCGUCUUCUAUCCCAAACCCUCGGGUUUAGCAACGAAAUCAAAGCUUUGCUCACCUCCAAGACCCUCAACGAACAGCGAGAAGUCUGGAAAACAAAAAUCCGACCCAUAAUCAUGAGCCGAAUUUUCUCCUACCUCGUCGUAUCUCAAGAAACCUUUCUCUGGAAAGCCCUUGGAGUUCCGAAAAAUCAGCUCCAUAUGUUGGAAGCGGAUUACAUAGCUUCUGAAUCCGUAGCGCGAAAUGCUUCGCCGCUAGAACAUUCGGAGACUGACUUGAAGAAGAGCAAGGGAAGUGCGGUGUGGGAAUAUAUGAUUCAGACUCUAGAUCCAGUGAUUGAAAAUUCGUUGAUAGGGGAGGACAAUCCAUAUUACUUAGUUUGUCUUCAAGGUUCUUAUACUCAGAGAUGUCACCCUGAUUAUCUGCGUCCGAAAUCACAUCAAAAGUUAUCUCGUCAUGAUGCGUUUGACGGGUUGAGAAUCCAUACGGAUGAAAUUGAUGAAGUGAUUCAAAGAAUCACGCCGGGUACGCUUACGAUUGCGGUGGUUAUGGAUAGUAUGGAUUGGUUUGAUCCGGGAGCUGAGGCUGCGGAAAAGCAGAUUAGGAAGUUGAAUCGUGCGCUUAAGUUGGGGGGCAGAGUGCUAUUGCGAAGCGCAGCACUGACGCCAUGGUAUAUUUCCACAUUUGAAAGAUUGGGGUUCGUAGGUAAGAGAGUAGGCGCGAGGAUUGGAGGGGCAUGUAUUGAUCGUGUCAAUAUGUAUGCAUCCUGCUACUUGUUGACCAAAAUGGAAGACCUGGAGCCGUUGACUCCAACAGCGAGUCCUUCGAGAACUUCGGGUAGACAGGGGUCCAUGGAGUUGGAGAAACUGGAAAUCUGA